Boeremia exigua is the source of this 722-nucleotide messenger RNA. RefSeq lists its product as uncharacterized. NCBI's taxonomy places the organism in Eukaryota, Fungi, Ascomycota, Dothideomycetes, Pleosporales, Didymellaceae. The record is from RefSeq and is a predicted model, not a curated record. The coding region runs from base 283 to 678 and encodes 131 amino acids. The transcript is spliced from 4 exons.
GCAGAGUUUCGAAGCGGAAUAGUAUAAAGGGAAGUCACGGCUGACCCCGCUCGCUCAAGCUCGCGUGCUCUUGCAUCUUCCUUUAUCUCACCUCAUAUCACGGUGGCCAGCACGCAAUCGUUAACAGCUGCACUGAAUUGUGCAAUUCAGAACCACCUAUCUUCUUCUCAUCUUGCAUUGUGAGCCCCGAGCUCCGGUACUGGACUACUUCAACCUCACGUUGCCCGCUUUUGACCUGCUCUCCGUACAACUCGUGCUCGACCAUCUCAACACCCAUCAACUAUGACUCGCUCCCACAAAUGGACUGAUCGUGACCAUGCCGGCAUUGCCGACGGUACCGCUGAUCGGGAAGCAAGGCUUCCCCGUUACUUCGCCAAGGCAGGCCAUGCCGACACUGAUCCGACUAAGACCAAGAAAGACGGUAGUGGAAAGGGCAAUUGGGGCCGAGACGGCGACGAAGUCGAAGACAUGCCCUACAACAUGAACAACGCCCGGCGUCGCAGCAACUCGUCGACGCACCAGCUCAAAGACUUCAAGACCAAGUUCGAGACCAUUGAGACCGAGCCUGUCUUUGAGGAAGAGGUCCAUGGCCCCAUUGGCGAGGAGCUUGAGAAGCAGAGUACAACCUCCAGCUCCAACAAGAGCGUUGAUGAGGAGGACCAUGACAGGAAGUUGUAAGAUACGGGUAGACCUAGGCUUCACAGCUCAAUCCCGCAGGGAAG